Messenger RNA from Arachis duranensis, 486 nucleotides. RefSeq lists its product as uncharacterized. Bases 1 to 486 code for a protein of 161 amino acids. Gene Ontology annotation, molecular function: nucleic acid binding. Gene Ontology annotation, biological process: DNA integration. The record is from RefSeq and is a predicted model, not a curated record. Lineage: Eukaryota; Viridiplantae; Streptophyta; Magnoliopsida; Fabales; Fabaceae. The transcript has 2 exons.
AUGUUUGAUAGUUAUAUUCGUUCACUUCAAGGGGUAAGACAUGUGAAGGGUUUAAAGAAGAAUUUAUUAUCGACUAGACAACUGGAUAAACUUGGUUGCAAGACCCAUAUUGAAGGUGGGAUCUUGAAAGUUGUUAAAGGUGCUCUUGUAGUAAUAAAAGCAGAAAAGAUUGUCGCAAAUCUAUACAUGUUUAUUGGAGAUACUUUGCAAGAGGCAGAGGCAUCAGUUGCUUCAGCAAGUCAAGAAAAAAUGACAAUGAUAUGGAGGUUAUGGGUGUACCCGAUCAAGAAGAAAUCAGACGUGUUUGCGAUGUUUAAAGGGUUCAAAGUAAAGUUGGAACUUAAAUCUGGAAAGAAGAUCAAGUGUUUAAGGAUAGAUAAUGGAGGAGAAUAUAUUGAUGGUGACUUUCUAACAUUUUGCAAGCAAGCAGGUAUUCAACCGCAAUUUACAGUUACAUAUACACCUCAGCAAAAUGGUGUAGCAUAG